This is a messenger RNA of Cryptomeria japonica (Japanese cedar), 1672 nucleotides long. Its product is annotated as IAA-amino acid hydrolase ILR1-like 5. The record is from RefSeq and is a predicted model, not a curated record. Gene Ontology annotation, biological process: auxin metabolic process. The coding region runs from base 162 to 1445 and encodes 427 amino acids. Gene Ontology annotation, cellular component: endoplasmic reticulum. NCBI's taxonomy places the organism in Eukaryota, Viridiplantae, Streptophyta, Pinopsida, Cupressales, Cupressaceae. Gene Ontology annotation, molecular function: IAA-Ala conjugate hydrolase activity. The transcript has 5 exons.
GUCAUCACAUUUAAACCCUCAUUGAUUGGUUUCAAUUGCCAGCAUUGCCGUAACGGUCGAAACAGGAAUUGGAGGGAUGCGUUAAUACCUGAUGUGCCGGCAUAAACUGACAGCCCGACUGUAAGUGCGUCGACUAAGCCCGAGAAAAAAGCAGGCUUCUCAUGAAACCCUUUCCAAUUUUGCUGUUUGUAUUGGGACUCGUUUACAGAAUCUGCUAUGGCUUAUAUUCUGAUUUUCAAGAAAUUAAAGAGUUGUCUGAAUCAAAAAAUACGCUAGAAUGGUUAAAGUCCAUAAGAAAUCGAAUACACAAAUACCCAGAGCUCCAAUAUGAGGAAGUAAACACUAGCGCAUUGAUCAGGGCCGAGCUGGACAAAAUUGGCGUCCAUUAUGAGUGGCCCAUUGCUCGAACAGGGGUGGUGGCGACAAUAGGCUCCGGGACUCGACCUGUGGUCGCCCUUCGAGCUGAUAUGGACGCCCUUCCCAUACAGGAGCUGGUUGAAUGGGAGCACAAGAGCAAAGUUGAAGGCAAAAUGCACGCGUGUGGUCACGACGCCCACGUGACCAUGCUUCUAGGGGCUGCCAAGCUGCUCCACCAGCGGAGGCACAAGCUCAAGGGCACUGUGAAACUUUUAUUCCAGCCAGCAGAAGAGGGUGGUGCAGGUGCUCUUCGUAUGAUUGAAGCUGGGGCGCUUGGAGAUGCAGAAGCUAUUUUUGGUCUACAUGUUUCACCAAGUUUGCCAGUAGGAAGUAUUGGUUCAAGAUCUGGGCCGAUGCUGGCAGCAUCGUGUGUUUUUGAAGCUAUUAUAGAAGGCAGUGGAGGGCAUGCUGCAGCUCCACACUUGGCUUCGGAUCCAGUGGUAGCAACAUCCUACGUUAUUUUGAGUUUACAACAGCUUGUUUCACGAGAGACUGAUCCUCUUGAUAGCCGGGUGAUAUCAAUAGGAUUUGUCAGUGCUGGAAAGGGGCUAAAUGUGAUUCCUAGCCAUGUAAAGUUGGGAGGUACAUUACGAAGUCUUACAAACGACGGACUUUCUAAUCUCAAGAAAAGAGUUAAAGAUGUUAUAGAAAAGCAGGUGUCCAUAUAUGGAUGUAGAACAUCUGUAGACUUUAAAGAAGAAGAAGAUCCACCAUGCCCUGCCAUAUACAAUGAUGAAAGUCUAUACAAUCAUGUUGAAAAGGUUGGAGCAGGUCUAUUUGGUCAAAUUAACGUAAAGCAGGGAGAGCAGGUAAUGGCAUCAGAAGAUUUUGCUUUCUAUUCACAAACCAUACCUGGCAUAAUGAUUUGGGUUGGCAUACAAAAUGAAAAGAUUGGUUCGUGUCCUUCACUUCAUUCUCCAUAUUUUUUCUUGGAUGAGGGAGUACUUGCUGUGGGAACUGCUUUACAUACCGCUCUUGCUGAAGUGUAUUUGAGUGAUCAGGACUCAAAGGAAAGCUCCAAAGCUUAGUGAGAUCUACGGUCAAGCACUGAGCAGCAGUUGUACCUAUUUGUUUAUCUGUUGUGAUAGCUUGAAGAUAAACAGAUCAGGAAAUAUUCUGCAGUUUAAAGUAAGAUUGGAUUAUGUAUAGGACUAUCAUGAAGUAUUUGGCAUGUUUUUCUAGUUUUUUAUGCAUCUUAUUGUAUAGAUAUUUAUUGGGCAGUAUGUAUCAUUAUUGUUACAAGUGCCAUUUUCUA